Molecule: messenger RNA, 5863 nt
Organism: Daucus carota subsp. sativus
Lineage: Eukaryota; Viridiplantae; Streptophyta; Magnoliopsida; Apiales; Apiaceae
Product: protein SHOOT GRAVITROPISM 6
Exons: 51
Coding region: 108-5300 (1730 amino acids)
Cellular component (GO): cytoplasm
Source: RefSeq, a predicted model, not a curated record
ACAAACAGUUGGGACAUCUGGCACAGACUGUACAACUGUACAUAGCUGUUGCUGCUACAUACCUUUUUAAUCCCAUAGUUGAUGAUUCUCACCUUUCUUCAUCUCCCAUGGCUUCUUCUUCGUCCUCUUCUAAUUCCGGAGAUCCUCUUCCCGCGCAAGAAGCAGUUCAAGCGCUCGUUGCCUCCUUAGCAGAUGACUCAUCUUUGGUUCGAGAAGCAUCCAUGGCCUCUCUCGACGAAAUUGCUCCUUUAAAUCCACUUCUGGUUCUAGAUUGUUGUUCUACUGUUUCUCGCGGUGGACGAAGGCGGUUUCGGAAUAUAUCUGGUGUAUAUCAAGUUAUGUCAUUCGCUAUUCGUGCUCUUAACAAAGAUGAUGUAGAUCCUUCUUAUAUGACCAGGAUUGCGAAACUCGUUACUUCUGAGCUGAUUUCAUCUAAGGAAUUGAAUGCUGAUUGGCAAAGAGCUGCAGCAGGUGUACUUGUUUCGAUAGGUUCACAUUGUCCAGAUCUAAUGAUGGAAGAGACAUUUCUUCAUCUUUCAGGGACAAACUCAGCUCUCCCCGCUAUGGUUCAAAUACUUGCAGAGUUUGCUGCAGUCGAUGCUGUGCAGUUUACACCUCGGCUGAAAGCAGUACUCUCCAGAGUUCUGCCUAUUCUUGGAAAUGUGAGAGAGAUCCACCGGGCAAUUUUUGCAAAUGCAUUCAAGUGUUGGUGUCAAGCCUGUUGGCAAUAUAGUGUGGAUUUUUCAUUAUCAUUGAUUCUUGAUGGUGAUGUCAUGUCCUAUAUAAAUUCGGCCUUUGAGCUACUAUUGAGGGUUUGGGCUACUUCAUGGGACCUCAAGGUUCGAACAUCGACGGUCGAAGCAUUAGGUCAGAUGGUUGGUCUUGUAGCACGACUACAACUAAAAGCAGCUUUGCCUAGACUUGUGCCUACCAUAUUAGAACUGUAUGGGAAAGAUCAGGAAGUUUCUUUUUUAGCAACUUGCAGUCUAUAUAAUCUCUUGAAUGCCUCUUUACUCUCGGAAAGUGGUCCUUUGCUUGAGUUUGAGGAUGUCAAAGUUAUUCUAUCAUCACUUCUUCCAGUGAUUUGCUCGUACAAUGACAACAAUGAUCGUUCAGAUUUUUCAAUGGGAUUAAAGACUUAUAACAAAGUUCAGCAUUGCUUUUUGACCGUCGGCAUGGUUUAUUCCGAGGAAUUGUUUUUGUUCCUUCUUAAUAAAUGCAGGUUAAAGGAACAACACUUGACUUUUGGUGCUCUUUGUGUUUUGAAGCAUCUGCUGCCCAGGUUGGCUGAAGCUUGGCACAGUAAAAUACUGUUAUUAGUUGAAGCAAUGAAGCUGUUGCUAGAUGAGCAAAGUUUAGGGGUUCGGAAGGCACUUUCAGAAUUAAUAAUGGUCAUGGCUUCACACUGCUACCUAGUGGGUUCCUCGGGGGAGUUGUUUGUUGAAUAUCUUGUACGGAAUUGUGCAAUGUCAGACAAAGAGAGAGAUAACCUUGAGAGCUUUAAGGAAUACUCUAGGUCAGGCAGCAGUUAUUACUCUUUCCAGUACAAAAGAUUAGAGCUAAAGAUUGGUGUUUGUCCAUCGGAGUUACGGGCAAUAUCUGAAAAAGGUCUUCUUCUAAUUACAAUUACAAUUCCUGAAAUGGAGCAUAUUCUGUGGCCUUUUCUGUUGAAAAUGAUUAUACCACGGGAUUAUAGUGGUGGCGUUGCCACGGUCUGCAGAUGCAUCUCAGAAUUAUGCAGGCGUAGAUCUUUUCCCAGUGAUUCCAUGCUCUCUGAGUGUCAAGCUCGUAGUGAUAUCCCUCAACCCGAGGAACUUUUUGCUCGCCUGCUGGUGCUUUUGCAUGAUCCUCUAGCAAGGGAACAGUUAGCAACUCAGAUUUUGACCGCAUUAUGUUACUUGGCACCUCUUUUCCCGAAGAACAUGUACUUGUUUUUGCAAGAUGAGAUUCCAAAAAUGAAAGCGUAUGUCAGUGACACUGAAGACCUAAAGCAAGAUCCUUCAUAUCAAGAGACCUGGGAUGACAUGAUAGUACAUUUUCUCGCAGAAUCUUUGGACGUGGUCCAAGAUAAUAAUUGGAUUAUUUCACUGGGAAAUGCUUUUGCUGAACAAUAUGAGCUUUAUACAUUUGAUGAUGAUCACUCUGCUCUUCUUCACCGAUGUUUUGGCAUGCUGCUCCAAAAAGUUGACAGUAGAAGCUAUGUUCGUGAAAAGAUUGACUGGAUGUAUAAACAAGCUGAUAUUGCAUGUCCAACUAAUAGGCUUGGUUUGGCAAAAGCAGUUGGAUUGGUUGCCGCAUCUCACUUGGACACGGUUUUGGAAAAACUAAAAUCCAUUCUUGAUAAUGUCGGGCAGAGCUUCGUUCAAAGGUUUUUAUCUUUCUUCUCUGAAAGAGCUAAACACAUGGAUGAUUCGGAUGAUAUUCAUGCUGCUUUGGCUCUGAUGUAUGGAUAUGCUGCAAGAUAUGCUCCAUCAACAGUUAUUGAAGCAAGAAUAGAUGCACUUGUGGGGACAAAUAUGCUUUCCCGGCUUCUUCAUGUACAAAACCCUAAAGCAAAGCAGGCAGUUAUUACUGCUAUUGAUUUGUUAGGCCGUGCUGUCAUUAAUGCCGCUGGAAAUGGUAUAUCAUUCCCUUUGAAAAAAAGAGAUCUAUUGCUAGACUACAUAGUUACACUCAUGGGUCUGGAUGAUGACAAUGAUAUAUAUGAUUCUAGUAUUGAACUUUUGCAUACUCAGGCCCUUGCUCUAAGUGCUUGCACAACUCUUGUCUCUGUGGAGCCAAAGUUGACAACUGAAACAAGGAACCUUGUUAUGAAGGCAACCUUGGGAUUGUUUGCAUUGCCAAAUGAACCCUCUGAUGUUGUAAACCCGCUUAUCGACAAUCUUAUAACUCUACUAUGCGCAAUUCUUGUGACAAGUGGAGAAGAUGGAAGGAGUCGGGCAGAGCAGUUAUUGUAUCUCUUGGGACAGAUUGAUCAAUAUGUUUCAUCACCUGUAGAUUAUCAAAGAAGACGAGGUUGUCUUGCUGCUUAUGAGAUGCUGCUCAAGUUUCGAACACUGUGUGUCACUGGAUACUGUCCAGUUGGCUGUGCUGGAAGCUGUACCCACAUCAAACAAGUGAACCGUUCUCUUCAACGCAAUUCCAAUUUGCCUUCUGCAUUUACUUUGCCAAGUCGAGAUGCCUUGGGUUUGGGAAAUAGGAUAGUUUCUUAUUUGCCACGGUGUGCUGAUACUAAUUCCGAAGUCCGAAAGAUUUCUGCUCAGAUUAUUGGUCAACUAUUCAGUAUAUCUCUGUCUUUACCAAGACCUGUACCUCAUACUUCUGUGACAAAUUCUGAAAUGUCCUAUGGUGCUUUGUCCUCCCUUGAGGAUGUUAUAGCUAUACUGAGAAGUGAUGCUUCUAUUGAUCCAUCGGAAGUAUUCAACAGGGUUGUGUCCUCGGUUUGUACAUUACUUACUACGGAUGAGCUUGUAGCUACACUGAGUAACUGCUCCGCAGCUAUAUCUGACAAGAUAAAGCAGUCAGCAGAAGGCGCUAUCCAAGCUGUUGUGGAGUUUGUCACAAAGAGAGGAAAUGAUUUAAACGAGUCUGCGAUUUCAAGGACAACCCAAUCUUUGCUCACGGCCACGGUUCAUGUUACUGAGAAGUAUUUACGCCAGGAAAUUCUGGGCGCUAUAUCAAACCUAGCUGAGACCACCAGUUCGAGAAUUGUGUUCAGUGAAGUAUUAGCUUCUGCAGGAAGAGAUAUAGUUACAAAGGAUAUUUCCAGGUUACGAGGUGGCUGGCCAAUGCAGGAUGCUUUUUACGCAUUUUCCCAGCAUACAGUGCUUUCAAAUCUGUUCUUGGAACAUGUGCUAUCUGUCCUUAACAAGACCUCUGCCCCUAAAAAUGAUUUUGCUAAAGGUGAAGGCUCCAGCCAACUUGUUGAUUACAUGGAAGAUGAUAUCCUGCAUGCUGCCGUUUUUGCUCUGACUUCUUUUUUUAGAGGUGGUGGUAGAAUUGGGAAGAAAUCUGUUGAGCAAAAAUAUGCUUCUGUUCUUGCAACACUUACUCUUCAUUUGGGAAGUUGUCAUGGGUUAGCAAGUUCUGGUCAGCAGGAACCACUACGUGCACUUCUAGCUGCCUUUCAGGGGUUCUGUGAUUGUGUUGGAGAUCUCGAAAUGGGAAAGAUAUUGGCACGAGAUGGUGAACAGACUGAGAAUGAGAAGUGGAUCAGUCUUAUAGGAGAUUUGGCUGGUUGUGUUUCCAUAAAAAGACCCAAAGAGAUUCCAGGAAUAUCUCUGAUUUUGAGUAAGUACCUAAACCGAACCCUUAAUGUUCAGAGGGAGGCUGCAGCUGCAGCUUUAUCGGAGUUCGCUCGGUAUAGUGAAGGUUUGAGUUCUUUGUUGGAGGAGAUAGUUGAAGCAUUAUGCCGACAUGUGUCAGAUGACUCUCCCACUGUUAGGCGCCUUUGUCUUAAAGGAUUAGUGCAGAUGUCGUCCAUCCAUGUCAAUCAGUACACAACUCAGGUUCUUGGUGUAAUUUUAGCUUUACUCGAUGACUCGAAUGAAUCUGUUCAGUUAACUGCAGUGUCAUGCUUGCUGAUGGUUCUUGAGUCUUCACCCAAUGAUGCUGUAGAACCAAUUUUGCUUAGCCUUUCGGUUCGACUUCGCAAUCUUCAAGUGUGCAUGAACAUGAAAAUAAGAGCCCAUGCAUUUGCAGCCUUUGGAACACUUAGCAAAUAUGGGAUUGGGGAAUUACGCGAUCCUUUCAUUGAGCAGGUGCAUGCGGUCUUUCCACGCUUGGUCCUACAUAUCCACGAUGAAGAUCGCAGUGUUCGACAGGCUUGCCAGAAUACGCUUAAGAGAGUCGCUGAUCUAGUUGGGAUGGAGGAAAUGACUGUUUUAUUUAGCACGCAUCGUAUCAGCUCUGACCACCGAACUGAUUACGAAGAUUUUCUUAGAGAUAUUGCAAAACAGAUAACUCAGAAUCUAGCUUCCAGAAGCAGUACAUACAUGGCUUCAAUUGUCCAGGCUUUUGAUGCUCCUUGGCCUGUUAUUCAAGCAAAUGCCAUUUACUUGUCAAGUAGCAUGCUUGCUCUCUCAGAUGAUCACCACAUCUCUGCCCUCUAUAGUAGUCAGGUUUUCAGUGUGUUGGUGGGCCAAACAAGUCAGUCUGCACAUGAAAUUGUAAGAGCGACCUGUACUUCAGCCAUUGGUUUGUUACUAAAGGCUUCUAAUCCAUCCUCAUGGAGAAAUGCUAGGCUCGAUCAGUUGGAAUCGUCUCGAAACAGCCACGAAUCGGAUUCUUCCAGAAUGUAACCAUGUACAUGUAAGUACCAUACACAUUGGAGUGCUGAGUGAAAUUUUUCUACUAUCGGCAUCCCAUUCGGCUUUCUUUUGGAAGAUGUGAGGCAAUGUAUCGCUAGGUUGUUUUAAUAUGUGCAGUUGCUGCUUAUGAUGCUCUGUAUCUCUGUUUCGAUAUAGCAGAGUUGCAGAUAGUGAAGCUUUGUAUAUGUUUACAAUUAUGUACAGGCUGUACAGCUUUGGCGCAUAGGGUCAAUAGUGUAGAGUUGCCAGGUGUAUCUUAGCCCUUUAAGUUCUUCCAAAAAUAUGUUGUAGGAAGAUAGGUUUAACUUGUAAGUAUUAAAAGGGGGCAAGGAAAGGGGGGAAUUGCAAGCAAAUGUUAAACAUUUUGUCCCACUGAGAAACACUUGUAGUAUGAACUGGUUCAGGCUUACCGUGGGCCGCUUUUUGAUGUCCUUGUAGUGUUUUGGGUUUGAUUUUUCCAGAAAGUGGGUUGUGUACUUGUGUCAGUUUCUCUUUUACGGAAUAAGCCUGUAAUUUUUAUGAUGUCUCUAUAAUAUUGUGUGAAUCUUUGAGGA